This is a messenger RNA of Salvia hispanica, 663 nucleotides long. RefSeq lists its product as uncharacterized. The record is from RefSeq and is a predicted model, not a curated record. Lineage: Eukaryota; Viridiplantae; Streptophyta; Magnoliopsida; Lamiales; Lamiaceae.
AUGGAACCAAGGGUGAAUCGAGAUCAACCUCCGAGACAGCAACAAACUUACCGCCGAAGACUUCCCUCCCAAGCUGGAGCAUAUGCCUUGAGUAAGAAACAACCCAAGAUUGAACAAGGGAGUCACGAGAACGGAAACCUGGCAGGUAUGGGCAAACUCCUCGACACACCUAUUGUUGUAUUGUUUGAUAUGGGUGCUUCGCAUUAUUUCAUAUCUGAACUAUGUGUGGACACAUUAAAUUUGCCUACUAGUAAAUCUGAACAUAAGAUGAUGGUGACUUCACCAAUGGUAGGGGUAAUAGAGAUUUCUCGAACAUGCUCGAAAGUAGAAAUUUUUAUGCUUAAGUUAGUCGCUCACAACCUACAAGUCAUGGCAAUGGGGGAUAUCGAUAUAAUUUUGGGAAUAGAUUGGUUAGCUGCGAAUUUUGCGACUAUUCGGUGUAAAGAGAGACAAAUAGCCUUACAAGCCCCGGGGAAGGAACCAACCGUAUACUAUGGAAUCUCGAUGAACCGACGAACAUCUAUAAUCUCUGCGCUUCAAGCUAGUGCGAUGGUAAGGAAAGGGCGUCCUGCUUAUCUUGUCUACCUACAAGGAGAGGAGAAGGGAGAAAGGAGAGUGGAAGAUGUUGCCGUUGUGCGAGGAUUUCUGGACGUUUUCCCAUAA